AUGGCGAGCAAGAAGGCCGGCCCUCCCAGCCACCCGCCCUACAACCAGAUGAUCAACGAGGCGAUCGCGGGCCUCAAGGAGCGGGGGGGGUCCUCCCUGCCGGCGAUCAAGAACUACGUGGCCGCCGCGUACAAGCUGCCGGAGGGGUGGGAGAAGCGGCUGUCGUUCCACCUGAAGAAGAUGACGGCGGGCGGCAAGCUGGUGAAGGUCAAGGCAAGCUGGAAGCUGGGGGAGGGCGUGAAGGCCGCCAAGCCGAAAGCUAAGAAGCCCGCCGCCGUGAAGAAGAGGGCGGCAUCUGCCAAGCCCGCCGUGGCCAAGAAGCCGAAGAAGCCCAUGGCCAAGAAGGCCAAGAAGGCCAAGGUGGCGGGGGUGAAGAAGGCGAUGCCGCCCAAGGCCAAGGCGCCCGCCAAGCCCAAGGUGAAGGCGGCCAAGAAGGCCGCCGCACCCAAGAAGGCCGCCGCACCCAAGAAAGCCGCCGCGCCCAAGAAGGUGGCCCCCAAGAAGGCGCCCAUGAAGAAGCCCGGCAAGAAGGCCGCGCCAAAAAAGAAGUGA
This is a messenger RNA of Ostreobium quekettii, 552 nucleotides long. Lineage: Eukaryota; Viridiplantae; Chlorophyta; Ulvophyceae; Bryopsidales; Ostreobiaceae. The record is from the annotation of a GenBank genome assembly.